Messenger RNA from Lepisosteus oculatus (spotted gar), 2152 nucleotides. It is a transcript of the gene anxa1a, whose product is annotated as annexin A1a. NCBI's taxonomy places the organism in Eukaryota, Metazoa, Chordata, Actinopteri, Semionotiformes, Lepisosteidae. Gene Ontology annotation, molecular function: cadherin binding involved in cell-cell adhesion; calcium ion binding; phospholipase A2 inhibitor activity. Gene Ontology annotation, cellular component: plasma membrane; cytoplasm. Gene Ontology annotation, biological process: regulation of inflammatory response; cellular response to hydrogen peroxide; alpha-beta T cell differentiation. The record is from RefSeq and is a predicted model, not a curated record.
GUUGCUAGGUGUGGUGAGCUGGAGUGUAUAAAUACAUCUUGUGAAAGUUACCUCACCCCCUUCAAUCAGACAUCGUAGGAAAAUCUUCAGGUAACAUCCACAAGAACUGAACAUCAGUUGAAAAUGUCUUUCAUUAAGGAGUUUCUUCAGCAAGCUGUGUAUAUGGGCAUGUCUGAUGACUUGGGCACCUAUCAAGGGACAGUCACUCCAUUUGCACAUUUUAGUGCAAGCAGUGAUGCAGCAACUUUGGACAAAGCAAUUAAAGCGAAAGGAGUGGAUGAGAACACCAUUAUUGAGAUCCUGGUGAAAAGAAGCAACUCUCAACGUCAGCAGAUCAAGGCAGCCUAUCAGCAAGCUUCUGGAAAGCCUCUGGAUGCAGCCCUGAAAUCGGCACUGAAAGGGGAACUUGAAGAUGUUGUCCUCGCGUUGUUGAAAACCCCAGCACAGUACGAUGCCCAUCAGCUUCAUUAUGCCAUGCAUGGUCUUGGAACUGAUGAGGACACCUUGAUUGAGAUUCUGGCAUCCAGAACUAACAAAGAAAUCAAAGACAUCAAAAAAGUCUACAAGGAGGAGUAUAAAAAGGAGCUGGAAGAUCACAUCAAAUCCGAUACAAGUGGAGAUUUCAGAGCUGCUCUCCUGUCCCUCUGUAAGGCAUCCAGAAGUGAGGAUAGUCUUGUGAAUGAGGAACGUGCUGACACUGAUGCAAGAGCUUUGUAUGAAGCUGGAGAGAAGCGAAAAGGCACGGAUUGCUCAGUCUUCAUUGACAUUCUCACUACCAGGAGUGCUCCACAGCUUCGGAAAACCUUUGAGAGAUAUACAAAAUAUAGCAAGCAUGAUGUGUCACAAGCAAUUGACCUGGAGCUGAAGGGUGACAUUGAGAACUGCCUGACAGCUGUUGUCAAAUGUGCUGGAAGUAAACCACCUUUCUUUGCUGAAAAACUGUAUCUAUCAAUGAAGGGAUCUGGAACAAGAACUAAAAUACUGACGAGGAUUAUGGUUUCCCGCUCAGAGAUUGAUUUAAAACGAAUUAAAGAGGAAUACAAGAAGAAAUAUGGAAAAACCCUUUAUCAGGAUAUCCUUGAUGAUACCAAAGGAGAUUAUGAGAAGAUCCUGCUAGCUUUAUGUGGAAGUGAGAACUAAGAUGAGGGUGACAAAGUCCUGGAAGCCAAAACAAUUAAACAUCUGCUUCUUGUAUAACAUUUAAAGUCUGUUAGAUAUCCUUUUUAGCAUGCAGUUGAACACUUUGAUUGGAGCCCACUGGUGCAAAUAAUACUCUAUAAUAGCACAGUGCUGUUUUUUUUUUCUUUAAAGUGAAGUAAUCAGAACUUCAGUUUUCUUCCCUGCUUAUAUGUAAUCAUUUAGAAAACAUUGGAUUUUCAUUGAAACUUCAAGGUUUUCUUUUAUUUUUUACCUGGUAGACUGUAGUUCUUAGGACUGUAUGCUUAAAACUAAUGUAAGAAUUGCAGCUUAAAUGAACCAAAAAGAAAGAUAUUCCACAAAGGAACUAGGGUACUUCAUAGCUUCAUUUCAAAAUAGAAAUAUUGGAGUUUCUACAGUAACUACUCCCAAAACUUGUGCUUUCUUCCAGAACCAUAGACUUUUGGAAAAGUUUUUGCUAUCAUUGUAGAUUUCACAGUAAAUUGGAUGGGACAGUGUGGAAAAGUGUAUCAAGAUUGCAACUGAGAAAUGGUGCUAAAAUGUUUGAGCACAUUUUUUAAAAAAUACUGUCCAUCCAAUGGGAAUUAAUGUUUGUAGUGAGCUUCAUUUGUACUACAAAUGUAAUUAUGCCAACCUGGCAAAUGUAAUUCCUGUAAAUUGUACUUUUUCUUUAAAGAUGAAAUACCAGUACAAUACUUUAGUUUCAUGCUUGCUCACAGCUUAUAUUUAAGUAAAAUAUGCUGAGCAGCAUAGCCUACAAUACACUCUGAUCUUUGAAAUAGCAAUGUUUUGAAUCCAGCUUUCUCUAAAGGAAAUGAUACAAAUAUUUGAUGUAGUCAUAGUAACUGCUGCUUUGUGGCUUGUAUCCCUCUGACUCAUACUCUGGUGGGACUUUUUAAUAUACUGACUGCUACAAGAUUUGCAGUUCAAGUCUGCUUUGACUAAUUGUAAACUUGACAAAUCUCCUUCCUGAAAUAAAGUUAUUAUAUUUGCA